Molecule: messenger RNA, 1018 nt
Organism: Mucor mucedo
Lineage: Eukaryota; Fungi; Mucoromycota; Mucoromycetes; Mucorales; Mucoraceae
Product: soluble NSF attachment protein
Exons: 4
Coding region: 57-914 (285 amino acids)
Biological process (GO): intracellular protein transport; SNARE complex disassembly
Cellular component (GO): SNARE complex; vacuolar membrane
Molecular function (GO): syntaxin binding; soluble NSF attachment protein activity
Source: RefSeq, a predicted model, not a curated record
CGCAUAGAUUUUUUUCUUUCUUUUUUUUUUUUUUCUCCUUUUUAAACUCUUUCAUAAUGUCUGAACAUCAGGCACAAGACUUACUUUUACAGGCAGAAAAAAAAUUAAAUAGCUGGACAUGGUUUAAUUCAACAAACAAACAAGAGGAUGCUGCUGAAAUAUAUGAAAAGGCUGGAAAUACUUUUAAAUUAGCUCAACGAUGGAAAGAUGCUGGCAAUGCGUAUGUAAAAGCAGCUGAACUGUACAAGACAACGCCUGAUUUACAUUAUGAAUCGUCCAAGUCCUUUGAGAAUGCUGCAAAGUGUCUGAAACGAAUUGAUGCAGAAGCUGCAAUCGAUGCCUUGAAAAAUGCAAUCAUGAUAGACAAAGAGACUUCGAAUUUUAGAAAUGCGGCAAAGCAUCACCAAGAAAUUGCUGAAAUAUACGAAAGCGAUAUAAUAGAUUUGAAUGGAGCCAAAGAGAAUUGGGAAGAGGCAUCAAAUUUAUACAUGGCAGACGAUUCUCCCGCCAUGAUUAAUAAAUGUCUGCUCAAAGUAGCUCAUUUUGCUGCUCAAUUAGAACAAUACCAAGUCGCCAUAAAUAAUUUUGAGAGGGUAGCAACAGAGUCGGUGGAUAAUCAAUUAACAAAAUGGUCGAUAAAGGAGUACUUUUUAAAGGCGGGGUUGUGUUCAAUGUGUAUAGGGGACACCGUAAAAAGUCACCAGUUGCUAGGUAAAUACUGUGCCAUGGAUUUAUCCUUUGAAAAUACCCGAGAAUACCAGUUUUUGUUAGGCAUUUUGGGUUGUAUCGAAAAUAAUGAUCAGGACUUAUUUAGUCAAAAGGUCUAUGAAUUUGAUCAGUUGACCAAACUUGAUAACUGGAAAAUCAGUAUAUUAUUAAAGAUUAAAAAGUCCAUGGAUAUGUCGCUACUGUAACUUUUUUUUUCCUUUCAUACAAUAAAGAAUCUCUCUCUGAGUGCUAUUGUACACUUAUUCUUGCAUAAAAAAUAAAUGAUUGUGUGACUAUAAGUCUACCAGAU